AUGCUGUUCACCAGACUUACAUUGUUCUGUGCAUUCCUUGCAAUUGUUAAUUGUUCAGCUUUGACAUUCGUGCUUAGAGCGGAAGAACAUUCAUGCUUCUAUAUUUUUACAGACAAGCCUAAAACAAAUGUUGGUUAUUAUUUUGCAGUUCAAUCAGGUGGUUCAUUUGAUAUAGAUUACACAAUUAAAGCGCCAGAUGGUAAAGUUAUAGUAAAUGAAGAAAAACAAAGACAAGGUGAUUGGGUUUUCAACGCUGAAGUUCCAGGUGAAUAUGAAUUCUGUUUCUCUAAUGGUAUGUCAACAUUUGCUGAAAAAGUUGUUGAUUUUGAAAUAAAUCUGGAAAAUGAUUUCAAAGCUUCCUUACCAAAGUCAGGUAAACAACCUAUAGCUGUUGAAGGUAUUGAUAACACAAUUGAGAAUUUAGAUAAUAAGAUCAACGGUUUGUUGAAAUCACUACAAUAUUACAAAACAAGAAAUAAUAGAAACCAAUCUACUGUCAAAUCAACAGAAAGUAGAAUUUUAUGGUUUUCAAUUUAUGAAGUUGCUCUUAUUGUUGGUAUGGCCAUAUUACAAGUUGUUGUGGUCCAACUAUCAUUCAAAGAUUCAAGAAAGCAAGCUGUAUGA
Molecule: messenger RNA, 624 nt
Organism: Hansenula ciferrii
Lineage: Eukaryota; Fungi; Ascomycota; Saccharomycetes; Phaffomycetales; Wickerhamomycetaceae
Gene: ERP3
Product: Erp3p
Exons: 1
Coding region: 1-624 (207 amino acids)
Biological process (GO): endoplasmic reticulum to Golgi vesicle-mediated transport; Golgi organization; protein retention in ER lumen
Cellular component (GO): endoplasmic reticulum; Golgi apparatus; COPII-coated ER to Golgi transport vesicle
Source: RefSeq, a predicted model, not a curated record